AUGUUAUUUAUGUUAUUAAUUACUACACUAUUGUUGUACCUUGCUGGUAUUUUAGUGUGGAAGCGUUUAUCGGCAAGGACCAGUCACAUUAGCAUUACAGAUGCCAGUACAGCUCGUAAAAUUUUAAAAUCCCCCUCAGUCUAUCAACGACAUCCGAAUAACAAAUGGAUGGUCACAAAAUUAGGAAUUUGUAAUGGAUUUGUGAUUGAGGAUAUUGAUUAUCAAAAAAGAUUCACCGCUACAGUUCAUUCUUGUUUAUUACGCAAUAAUACGAAAUACAAGUAUUUAUUGAAAGUUGUUAAUGAUAUCAUUACAGAAGAAGUUGUUGAACUAGAAGAAUUAAUAUUGUCACGCUGGAUACAAAAAGUAACUUUAUAUUCAUUUUCGAAAACAUUUUUGAAUUUAAAUCCAUCAGUAAAAUUGUUAAACGAGCUGCCUACAUUAAUCAAUGAAAUAUGGUUGAAGCAGAAAACAGGAGGAGACACACAAACACUAUCCAAUGACCUAUUUAGAUUAUUGGAAAAUGAGAUACCUUCUCAGGUUUUAAAUAAUAAUGAGAAUGAUAACUGGACUAAAAUACAAAACGUCAUGGUUUCUGUUAGAAAAACAACAGCAGAUAAGUUAAAUGUAAAAAAUUUUGAUAAUUUAUUUAAUAAUGUUUUAAAUAUAGUGAUACCAGGAUAUGAAUCAAUGUGGAGUCUUAUUUUUUAUACAAUGUUGGAAUUACUUCGUCGACCUGCUUUGUUAGAAGAAUUGAGAGACGGUCUUCUUGAUGAUAACAAUCGUCUUCUGAGAAGUAUUAUUCAAGAAACAUUACGCUUGUAUCCACCCUCAAGGUCAAUUCAUCGAACAAGAGCAACCGAUAAUGCACAGGUGGUAAUUGAUAUUAAUAAAAUACAUCGUAAUACAGUAGUGUGGGGUAUCGACUCACAUUUAUUUAAUCCUAAUCGUUUUAGAAAAUUAACAGACUCACAGUCUGACGCAUAUUUACCAUUUUCAAUAACAUGUCCCUCGAGACAAAGUUAUACAUACAGAUUUUCUGGGGCAAUAAUUAGUCAAAUCAUUGACAAAUAUCAACUUCGUAUUAGUCAUGGUAAUUUACCACCUGUAGAUACUCCUUUAAAUAGUAACACCAGACAGUCGUAUGGUGAUAUUAUGGUCCAAUUCCAAAAGCGCUGA
This is a messenger RNA of Didymodactylos carnosus, 1179 nucleotides long. The record is from the annotation of a GenBank genome assembly. NCBI's taxonomy places the organism in Eukaryota, Metazoa, Rotifera, Eurotatoria, Philodinida, Philodinidae.